CCCGGCCCGGGCUGCGGCUCAGCUCUCAGAGGGAGUCGAGCGCCAGGCAGCGGUCACAAGCCAAGCCCCCCGCCAGCAUGGCCAGCGAAUUCAAGAAGAAGCUCUUCUGGAGGGCAGUGGUGGCUGAGUUCCUGGCCAUGACCCUCUUCAUCUUCAUCAGCAUCGGUUCUGCCCUGGGCUUCAAUUACCCGGUGAAGACCAACCAUACAAACGCGAUCCAGGACAAUGUGAAGGUGUCCCUGGCCUUCGGGCUGAGCAUCGCCACGCUGGCCCAGAGCGUGGGCCACAUCAGCGGCGCCCACCUCAACCCGGCCGUCACCCUGGGGCUGCUGCUCAGCUGCCAGAUCAGCGUCUUCCGGGCCAUCAUGUACAUCAUCGCCCAGUGCGUGGGGGCCAUCGUCGCCACCGCCAUCCUCUUGGGCACCACCUCUUCCCUCCCCAACAACUCGCUGGGCCUCAAUGCGCUGGCCUCCGGCGUGAACUCAGGCCAGGGCCUGGGCAUCGAGAUCAUUGCCACCCUGCAGCUGGUGCUGUGUGUACUGGCCACCACCGACCGGAGGCGCCGUGACCUCGGGGGCUCGGCCCCCCUCGCCAUAGGCCUCUCUGUGGCCCUGGGACACCUGCUGGCGAUUGACUACACUGGCUGCAGUAUCAACCCUGCCCGGUCCUUCGGCUCCGCGGUGAUCAGCAACAACUUCAAGGACCACUGGGUCUUCUGGGUGGGGCCGUUCAUCGGGGCUGCCCUGGCCGUGCUCAUCUAUGACUUCAUCCUGGCCCCGCGCAGUGGCGACCUCACAGACCGCAUGAAGGUGUGCACCAGCGGCCAGGUGGAGGAGUACGACCUGGACGGCGACGACAUCAACUCCAGGGUGGAGAUGAAGCCCAAGUAGAGGGGGCCUGGCCCGGGCAUCCAUGUGGGGAGCAGGGGCUGGGGUGGGCAGAGGGUGGGGAGGGGUGAAACCCAUAUUGUAGACACUCUGACAAGCUGGCCAAAGUCACUUCCCGAAGCGCGGAGGACGUGCAUGGUCAAGCCUGACUUGGGGCUGUUGCUAUCACUUUCUUUCUCUUUCUCUGUUCCCUGGCCUCGGGGCUUCCUGGAGACCAAGACUUACCACUCACCCACUCCCUUGAAGUCACAGAGGAGGUGAAAGAGAGGGACCCACUCUGCCAAGUUGUCCCUUCAGAGUGUGACGGGAGGUGUGCCAGAAAGUCCCCUUCCUCCCAAAGCAGCUCACCAACUCACCUGCCACAGGUGCCUGGGGGCCGCGAUCAUUGUUUAGUGCCUUGGGGCGUGGCCCUUUCCUGUAACGUGCACUUUGUCCCCCUGGGGUGCUUUGAGGGAAAGAGACCCCAGGAGGGGCCAUGUUAGGAGCAAGGGAUGACAAGCUUUAGCUGCACAGUUUGGUUUGCUUCCAGGGCCCUCCUUUGGAUGUGCCGCAGAACCUUGGGAUGGCCCCUAUCUCGGGGUCUCAGUGACCCCAUCUGUAAAGUGGCAGGGACAGGGAGGGCUCUAUGGGCCUGAGGUCCCGCUCUAGGAUUCUGUAAGUGUAGACACACCGUGGGUUCUGGGAGGCGGAGUCUGGACCGGCGCUGUAUCUUCCAUUAGCGCUGUGUUCUUGUCCCAAGUGCACAGCUGUGGCUGUGCUUCUAGUGAACAUGUGUCGCACGCAUGCGUGUUUCAGAGCAGCGAGCAGCAGACAGCCCGGCCAGUGGAAUCUCCCUCCACAGCGGCCUCGCCAGGCAGCAGCAGGCCAUUCAGAGGUCAAAGGAAGGAUAUCCAUGUUUCCUCAUUGAGUUUUAGUUGGUCUUUUCCACCUGUUGCUGCAGCAUCCUGACCGCUAGUCGGUUCUCCACUCCCUCCUGCCGGAGUAGACACAGGUUGCUGUCACGCAGGUGUGUGCUUUUGAAGGGACAGUUUGUUGUAUGAGGCCCAAAGUCUAAGGACAGAUGACCGUGAGGCGGGUCAUCCACAGAUGCAGAUGCCGUUGCUGGAUCCUUAUGGGGCUUCCAAGUCCCCAGCUGGUUAUGAGGGGGGAGGAAGAACAGACUCCCCCUUACCGCUGAGCUCCUGGCUGGAGGCACUGAGGGCAGCGGGGUGACCUGCACAGGCUCCCCGUGUGACCCAGGCCACCACCCUCCGCCAUCCUCACUCGCCUGGAGGGAGAAUCGGCCCCGACCUGAGGAAGGAGCUGUGGCUGCAGCCCAAGGGCAGUGCGAAGCACAGAGUCUGUUUUGGGGGCAGCAGUCCCCACAGUCCAUUCAAUCCCAGCAGGGCCAGAGCAGGUCCCCCGUGUGCCCACAGCUAUGGUGGUGACAGAAGCUGAGACACAACACCCAGAUAGCUAGAAGCAGGAAGCCCUUCAGUCACCGGCCCAUCACCACAUCGGCACCCUCUCUUCCCCAUUCCCGAGCAGGGACGUCCAGCCCACUUAGCAGAUGAGAAACUGAGGCCCGAGGUCCCACAGCUAGAUUAUGACUUGGCCAGGCCUGGCAACUAAGAACACCUCUCUGGCUAGUACCUGGACCAUGGGAUUGGCCCCUCUCAUCCCCAGCUUCUCAGUUUCUGCCUGGAAUGUGGCCAGGGGCCGGCGGGAGGGCGGAGGGUCACGCCGUGGGGGGCCGGGGGGCCUGCUUUCCUGCCCCGUGCUUGCUGCUGCGCACCAGGGCCCUGCUUCUGUCCGUGCUGCAUAUAUGUCUCUUUGGAAUUGGAGUUUCAUUGUAUGUUAAGGAAAUAAAGGAAAAUGA
Pteronotus mesoamericanus is the source of this 2745-nucleotide messenger RNA. It is a transcript of the gene AQP1, whose product is annotated as aquaporin 1 (Colton blood group). Lineage: Eukaryota; Metazoa; Chordata; Mammalia; Chiroptera; Mormoopidae. Bases 78 to 890 code for a protein of 270 amino acids. Gene Ontology annotation, biological process: carbon dioxide transmembrane transport; hyperosmotic response; renal water transport. The record is from RefSeq and is a predicted model, not a curated record. Gene Ontology annotation, cellular component: membrane. Gene Ontology annotation, molecular function: glycerol transmembrane transporter activity; carbon dioxide transmembrane transporter activity; water channel activity. The transcript is spliced from 4 exons.